AUGUCGUUCCAGGAGGCAUACUUUGCGGCGCCGCCGGUCUCGAGAACUCUGACAGCCGCCGCCGUCCUAAUAUCCGUCCCGGGUCACCUUGGUCUCUAUAGCCUCAUGUGGGUUGUCUUCUUCAAGGACUAUGUCUUCACCAUCCGCCAGCUACCGCAAAUAUGGCGCUGCCUCACAGCAUUCUUGGUGACCGGACCCUCGCUGGGUCUGAUCAUGGACCCAUUCUUCCUCUACCACUACAGCACUCAGCUCGAGAUCGGCUCGCCUCGGUUUAGUCGUCCUGGAUCCUACGUGUUCUAUUUGAUGUUUGUUUCCCUGGUCAUUUUGCUCACUGGUGGCUUCUACCUCGGUGGCGCAGUUUUGCUCAACGCCCUUAGUAUGGCCAUGAUUUAUACCGUUGCGCAAGAGGACCCGAACAGGCAGGUUCAAUUCUUCAUUGUACAAAUGCCCGCCAAGUACUUGCCGUACGCCUCAUUGGCCAUCACCUACCUCAUGGCAGGCCCAUUUCAGUGCAUGAUUCAGGCUACUGGUAUCUUGGCUGCUCAUUUUUACGACUUCCUCGACCGCAUCUGGCCUCAGUUCGGAGGUGGACAGCAGUUGAUCCAGACACCGCAAAUUCUCCAGAAGUGGUUUGCAACGCCUGGUGGAACGCAGCAGAGCCGCGCAUACGGUACAGCGUUCGGCGCUCGUGCCGGUGCACAACCCCAGGCAUCCACGCAGAAUCGGUCAGGUAGCGGCAGCUCCUUCAGCAGUGGCUCCAUCUGGGGAGGUUCUGGUCGGAGACUGGGAGGCGACUAA
Molecule: messenger RNA, 798 nt
Organism: Pseudocercospora fijiensis CIRAD86
Lineage: Eukaryota; Fungi; Ascomycota; Dothideomycetes; Mycosphaerellales; Mycosphaerellaceae
Exons: 3
Coding region: 1-798 (265 amino acids)
Biological process (GO): endoplasmic reticulum unfolded protein response
Cellular component (GO): Hrd1p ubiquitin ligase ERAD-L complex; endoplasmic reticulum membrane
Molecular function (GO): misfolded protein binding; ubiquitin-specific protease binding
Source: RefSeq, a predicted model, not a curated record